GCAAGCAAGAAAAACCAAAAUGAGCUCCCUACUGCAGGAUAAACUUUAUGAAGUUCACACACAGGCACCUCCUCCUAACAAAGACUUUCAUCACUUGACAAUUACAAAAAAUGAGGUUAUCUGGAAAUCAUGGAGAAUCUCUUUUCGACCUAAUCAAGAAAGGGUUUGCCCAAGAGAAGUGAAGAAACUCCAUAAAGAUUUUCUCUUGGAUGAGCAAUUACACAAGCAACUACAAAGCAUCUUUGGAAAGAAAAUGCUAGACUAUGUUCUCGGCUUGUGUCAAGGACAUUAUGAUUUUCUAGUCCGAAUGCCUGAGAAUUUGAUCAUACACAUCUUGUCAUUCCUUAAUACAGAGGAUAUUGGACAAUUGUCAAAAACAUGUAAAAAGUUUCGCCAGUUGUGUAACACUGAAGAAUUUUGGGAAAGAAUAAAACAGUUGCAAGAUAAGUACACUCUUGAUGCAAAAACAAUCAAGUUUCCAGGUAAGAGGCCACUGAAUUUCAUCCAAAAACCAGGUUACCUGACACCAAUGCAGAGAAGACAGACUACAUUCUUCUAACAUAGGGCCAAGUGUUGACUGCAAGCUAGGCCCCCACAAGGAAUCAACAGAGGAGAGGAAUAAUUUGGACAUCUCACAUUAUCCCCCUGUGUAUCCACCUUCAGAGGCAAGUGACUACCUGGCUAGGACUUUCGCUAUUUAUGGUACCUUGUUUCUGGAACACCCUCCCUGUAGCUAUUCACCUGGUGACAAAAUCAAUAAAUUUUAGGUGUUAAGUGACAACACUUUUGUUUUCAAUCUCUUGUGGAUGAUUAACUGUGUUAAGUGCCCGUGUCACUUUUAUGCUUGGUCUGCAUAUUCUAUUUGUUGGUUUCCUUGUAUUAUUUUUAUGGUUUUUAUUGCUUUGGUUAUAACUGUAGCUUUUCACUGUUGAUUUUUAUUUUGUUAAUUUACUUCUUUCUGAACAAUUUUAAAUGUAAACAACUGUUCUGAUGAACUGAA
Molecule: messenger RNA, 1000 nt
Organism: Eublepharis macularius
Lineage: Eukaryota; Metazoa; Chordata; Lepidosauria; Squamata; Eublepharidae
Product: F-box only protein 36-like
Exons: 4
Coding region: 20-559 (179 amino acids)
Molecular function (GO): protein binding
Source: RefSeq, a predicted model, not a curated record